Nematocida minor is the source of this 834-nucleotide messenger RNA. RefSeq lists its product as uncharacterized. The transcript has a single exon. Gene Ontology annotation, molecular function: nucleic acid binding. Lineage: Eukaryota; Fungi; Microsporidia. The record is from RefSeq and is a predicted model, not a curated record. Bases 1 to 834 code for a protein of 277 amino acids.
AUGAAAGACAAGAGAGACACGCCAUCCAGCACACGCUCAGCGGGCGGAAGAUGUCCACUGCGGGAGAAAUGCGUAGUAUCUUUGCUUCCCUUUACGCCCUGCUACAUUUGUGGCAGAGGAAUCUUAUCAGAAGAGUGUGUUUCAGAUGCCAAAUCGCACUUCAUGGGAUUUAAGUACAUUGAUGGCACACAAUACAUGGUUGUGGACAAAAAAACAGAGAACUCUGUGUAUCUGUACACAGAUGAGCCGCUAAACACAGAGUACUGUGUGUGCGUCAGGCCAAGAGACGCAUUCACGCCCAUAGGCACACAGUUCAACCUAGAAAGAUCAUUCACCCGCGGAAGUAGCAUAGAAUAUCCGCCCCUUUUCCAUCUUAUUCCUGACUUUCCCGUGUACUCGCCAUAUACCAUUUCAGUGGACAGCAUAAUAACAGGAAAAGACAAGAGAACAACCUGCAUGAUAAAGAACAUCCCAAACAAGCUGAACAUAAGACAGCUCAUAGAGGUGCUGUCGUCUAUCUGCUACAACGCGUUUGACUUUGUCUACUUAAGGAUGGACUUCAAAAGCAACUGCAACAACGGCUAUGCGUUUAUUAAUUUCAGAAAGGCAAAAUACAUCCCGAUAUUCCUGGACGCAAUACAAGGGAAAAAGUGGAAGAACUUCAGGAGCGACAAAAAAGGAGACAUUGCGUAUGCGAGGAUACAGGGCCUCCGCAUGCUCCAGAGCAGGUUUAGAAGAAGCGAUAUCCUCGCUGCGAACAAAGAGUUCUGGCCUGUGGUGUUCAAUAAGAACGGCGAUGAAGUGCUGGCCACAGAGUGGAAGCUGUUCCAGUGA